This is a messenger RNA of Folsomia candida, 4022 nucleotides long. RefSeq lists its product as uncharacterized. The record is from RefSeq and is a predicted model, not a curated record. NCBI's taxonomy places the organism in Eukaryota, Metazoa, Arthropoda, Collembola, Entomobryomorpha, Isotomidae. The coding region runs from base 242 to 3616 and encodes 1124 amino acids. The transcript is spliced from 8 exons. Gene Ontology annotation, biological process: anatomical structure morphogenesis. Gene Ontology annotation, cellular component: cytosol. Gene Ontology annotation, molecular function: protein binding.
AGCGAACUCCUCCACUCUUUCCUUUCCUAGCUAAAAAAAUCCGUUCACUUCUUCAUUCUUUGAAAUACCAGCAAGCAAAUCAACAACUCGUGGGCCACGAGUUGAAAAGGUCGAGUUGAAUCCAGUACACCCACGUGUUUCGAGGCCACGAGUUCAACAAGGUUACCAACGAGAAUAAAAAUGAUGUUGUUGAAACGGACUCUGAAGAAUAGAUAACCUGGUUAUCAAGAGCAGUAGUAAUAUGGACCCUAAAAAUUCCUCCCCCACAUCUUCGCAACAGCAGCUGCACAGAAAUCAGCGCAAGUUAAAUUCAAUUGAGCUUACUCCAGACGUGAUUAUUCAAAAGAUUGUCCAGCAUUCCAGAAAUCCGUCUUCUCCCCGAUUGGUGAAGUACCUCGGAUAUGCAAAGAAAACGUUUUCAUCUUCCAAUCUCAAAUUAUGGAUGGAUCUUAGAACAAAAGGUGGAAUUCACGCUAUUGAGACAAUAAUUAAAAAUUCUGUGAGCAAGGAAGGAGUCGCUGAUAACUCAAGUUCCGGAACAAUAAGUCAAGAUGUAUUCACGUCCAGCCUUAGCAUUUUGGGCAACUCGUACUCCCUGGAUUAUUGUGCAAGAAAAGAUGUCGCCAACAGUGGAUUCAUAUCCGUUCUUCACAAACUAAUUCAAGUACCUACAACCAAUAUCGUGGACGGUUAUCAAAAUAGCGUCGUCAGCAACUCGCAACAAGAUGAGACUUCGGAGGAGUCACCUCCAUUCAGUCCUGCAGAAUGUGAUUUGAAAUCAAAGGCUGUAAAAUGUAUAGCCAACUUGGCCCACGAUAUGACAUGUCGCGAUGCAAUUUUAAAGUCAGGGAUUGGGAUUACGUUACUUAAAGUGCUGGAGACGUUUAAUCAGUACUGGAAUAAGAAACAAGAAUCCCACACUCCUAUUACGACUACAACAACUGAUGCAGAAGCAGAAGCAAAUCUGAAUUCAAAAUCAAAAGAAGCUGAAAUCUUUUCAGAGUGCGCCAAAGCUUCUGUUCGAGCAAUUAGAAUACUGAGUUCUGAAAGUCGUUGUGAAGAUGCUAAAUGUCACCUGAUUCGAUUUGGAGCGGUCAAUACUGUAGGUCAGAUCUUAAAAUGGGCUGUUAAUCCAGAAUUGAAGCUCGAUGUGGUAAGAUCACUGGCAAAUUUGACAGACAAGAUAAAAUUACUACCACGGGAGCAAGUCCAAGAGUUUGUCGCUGAGAACAAUAACAAUUCACUUUUAAAAGAUCUCAUAACCGUACUGGAUGGGUGUUCAGUGGAUGAAAAAUUCUUCUUCCCCACCAUCCGUUGUCUUAUAAAUUUUGCUGGAAAUACUCACAUUGCAGAAAAAAUGGGAAAUCAACAAAUCUUUCGAGUGGUAUUGGAUAAACUUGGACAGACUACAGAAAAGGCCUCAACUGAAAUAUGUCGAUUGCUCAUUGCUUUGACAAAACAUUCUGGAGUUAAUCGGUGUUUGCUAUAUAGCGAGCAAGAAGUUUGGACAACGAUGCAAAUUUUAAGAUCUGAUGGCCUUCAAGAACAUCACCGCUGGCUUCUACAUGUCUAUGAAAAUGUUUACGAAGGAACGUUAAAAUCUUUAUUACGAAACGGCCUGAUAGAACUGAUACACGAACAUUUCAAGAAAGAAUUAGAAGACUGUGACUAUAUUAUUUUGAAACGUAAAAUAAUGUCGCUUGAUGUAGACAUUUGCAAAGUACAUGGAGAUCAUUGUCACUUUGUUCCCACGUAUAGAUGUGAUAGCCCUUCCUAUCAACAAGUGCAAGAAGAAAUGAAAAACUUUAUCAAGGACAGAGAUUCAAUGUACAAGAUGGAUAUCGACUCUGGUUCGUCAGGCAUUGACUCAUCAUCAAGUCCAUCUUCUAGUCCCUCCCGGUCAUGGAGUAGCGAUGACAGUGGGUCAGAAUCUGGAGUAGGGUUCCGCCGAUCAAACAGUCCUGGGUCCUCCAGUAGCGAUGACGAAGGUUGUUACAGCCCAGUAUAUUCUAGUCUGUCACUUUCACCAACAUACUCUGAGGGCAGCCCUUCAGAAACGAGUUUUUCACACGAUAGAUCGUGGCAUGAAUCAGUUUCCCACCCCCGACAGUCCAAGUACCCUAAAUUGGAUUCCACGAGCCAUAUCCCAUUCGUGGACGAAGAAGAACAACAUGUCAACAGUCUUUCUUCAAGAAAUAGUAAAACGUCUGACAGUAUAAAAAACAAAUCCAAGAAGAUUGUUGUGAUGCUAAAUAUUUUGCAAAAAGCGAGCUUCCUCUCACCUAUUCCAGAUGGAAUGGCAAACAUCAUUCCCAUUCUACUCUCUUUUAUAAUAAGAGGGAUUGUUUCGUUAACCCCUCAAAAACUACGAUAUGAGGAUCACUCCAAAGAUGUCGAAAUGACACGUCUCGGACGUAGGAGUUUCAGCGUGGCGUACAGAAUUCUCAAGAAAUUGUGCCUUGAUAUCAAGUUUUUUCCCGAGAUGGUGAAGAAUGGAACAAUUACUAUUGUUUCAAGACUGCUUCCCUGGGAUGCUGUUCUGACUAGCUUUGAAAGUACAGAAAACAUCUCAACUCUUUUGGAUACACUUCGUGGGAAAGGCAAUGAUACUUCUGGCUGGAGAGAAGGCCACCUUAUGCGAACUCUAUUAAUUAGCCAAUCUGACGAAGAACUGACGAAAGUAUCUCUAACCAUUCCACUCUUGUUCAGAAAAAAUGACCACUCGCUGAGGAGUUUUGAGCAGAAAGGCUCCAGUUGGACUCGCGUAUUUGACCUAUUAGCAAAAAAUAAGAAUUAUGACGACACAUCACUAUUUCAAGACUGUAUUUUGACUCUUUCUGCACUAUCUGAAACUAUUGGAAUGAAAUACGACGUUUCAGAAGUUUCCAAAAGACCUACCCUUAUUAUGAAGGACGAUACUAAUAUUGGACAAAUUUUACAAUUUCUGGAUUCAUCGAAUGAAGCGUUGACAAACUUUGAAAAUGAUGGAAAAGUGAAAAUUACUUUGGACGAUGGAUCACUAGCUCUACUGCAGAAAAAUAUCCUCACGGACGCGUCUCCCGUGUUCGGUGCAAUGUUUGACGGUCAUUUUAAGGAGGCUGGGUCUCAAGCUGUGCAUAUUCGCAAUGUUUCGAAAGAAUCUUUAAAAGUAUUGGUCCUACAAUUGCAAAUACUCAACAACUACCAAUCUUUGCAACAAUCCGACCUAAACAUUAUGGACCUUCCCGUUAACAGCAAUGCCGCUCCGAUAGAUAACUUGGAUUUAUCCACAAUAUUUGAAUUGAUAUCGUUAUCUGACCAAUUUCUAAUAGAAACUUUAUAUGAAAGAACACUAAAUACUUUGUUAAGUUUUUACAUUUGUCCACAUUCUGCCCCUCGAAUUUAUCAAGAAGCCGUGAAACUCUCUGCUUUAUGGAAACCUCAAUCUCGACUCAAGGGAUGGGACAUGGACUUAACAUUUGUGGUAUUAAAAUAUCUCCUAGUUGGUGAUUUGACUUUUACUAGUCGGUGUGGUGCAUUUCGAAAGAUUUUUGACUCGGUUCCUUCAGAUAACGUGGUUGGAGAUUUAAGAGCUCUGGUCGAAUUUUAUUCUUCCAGACCCCAACAGACUAGGUAGAUGUGUGGAUAUUGUUAGUACCAUUUAUCUGAACAUAAACCUGACCUUUUCUACCCUUUCUACCCUACCCUUUAAGAUCAAGCUAACAAUGAUAAAAACGUUGUUAAAAAAUCUAGUAAUUGUAAUUUAUUCGAGUGACUAACCUGUCUUAAACUAAACUAUUACUAUAAAUUAUACAAUUCUCACGUAAAAAUAAAAUGUUUCACAACAUAAUAAAUAAUUUUGUCGCCACAAAAUAAGUUCAUUGUUUAUAUGGCCCUAGAUCAGAAUCCUCAGACGUUGUUUUACCACAAAAUAUGCAGUGCAGAAAGUCAGAUAAUUUUUGCUGGUUCUGGGAGCUACUAUUUAUUAGAGAAAGUGUAAUGCUAAACUGGUAUCGCAAAUAAACAAACUAUAUAAAUGCACA